This is a messenger RNA of Histoplasma capsulatum G186AR, 300 nucleotides long. RefSeq lists its product as uncharacterized. The transcript has 3 exons. NCBI's taxonomy places the organism in Eukaryota, Fungi, Ascomycota, Eurotiomycetes, Onygenales, Ajellomycetaceae. The record is from RefSeq and is a predicted model, not a curated record. The coding region runs from base 1 to 300 and encodes 99 amino acids.
AUGUCGUCUGCCGGCGGAUUCCUAUCGCCCAUCCCUGUGCCGUGUGCGUUGUACGGUGGUGAUGGGCUAUGGAAGCAAGGGCGUAUACGGGUUGAGGUGUUGUCCAGAUCGAAACAUGCUUGUAGUAUCAACCUUUGGUAUAAGAUCAAGUCCUCCGCUCUGUUCAGCUCAUCGGAAGGUGAGAUCUCCUCAUCAUCAGCAAGGCACCAGGAUCGACGACCAGUAAACCUAAAUCAACCUGAGCCAGGCACGCAGGGAUUGAGCUUCGUUGACGCCGCCGCUAAAUUAGAUCGAGCAUAG